AAAUUAGCGAAAAUGAAAUGAUACGCCAACGUCAACUCUCUCCUCGUUCCUGCAAGCUCCCCUAGUCAGUCUCGCCGGGUAACCCACGACUGGGCACCACAGCACCACUAGAGAGCGUACCGCUCGGCCUGGGCUUAAAGCGACUACUACUCCCAGGAAACCUCGCGCGAGACCAGGGUCUCUUCCCAGGUGCUAGAGGGUCUCGUCGCACAGCCUUCUGGGGUCCGUAGUCUUGCAGGGUCAUUCGGGAGUUGUAGUUCGCCUCCCACAAUCGGCUGGGCGAGGCGGCGCCGGCGAUCAGAGCAGCGCUGGGUGUUCAGGGGCCAAGAUGGCGGCGCGCCGGGGACGCAGAGACGGAGUCGCGCCGCCCCCGACUGGGGGCCCUGGCCCGGACCCCGGCGGUGGAGUCCGCAGUAGCGGUUGGGGCAGUCGGAGCCAAGCGCCGUACGGGACCGUGGGCGCUAUGAGCGGCGGGGAGCAGGUGCUGGUGCAUGAGGAGGGGGACGACUCUGGCUUUGUCAAUCUGUCUCGGCUGGGCCCCUCUCUGAGGGACAAGGACCUGGAGAUGGAGGAGCUGAUGCUGCAGGAUGAGACAUUGCUGGGGACCAUGCAGAGCUACAUGGAUGCCUCUCUCAUCUCCCUUAUUGAGGAUUUUGGGAGCCUUGGAGAGAGCAGAUUAUCUCUGGACGACCAGAAUGAAGUAUCGCUGCUGACAGCGCUGACGGAGAUCUUGGACAACGCGGAUUCUGAGAACCUGUCUCCGUUUGACAGCAUUCCUGACUCGGAGUUGCUUGUGUCACCUCGGGAGGGCUCCUCUCUGCACAAGCUGCUGACUCUCUCUCGGACGCCUCCAGAACGUGACCUCAUCACCCCAGUAGACUCACUGGGGUCUGGCACAGGCAGCAGUAGAAUGAAUGGGGUUGAGAUGUCUCUUGCAGAUCCUUCUUGGGACUUCUCCCCACCUUCCUUCUUAGAGACCUCUUCCCCCAAGCUUCCUAGCUGGAGACCCCCAAGAUCAAGACCACGCUGGGGCCAGUCUCCUCCCCCACAGCAGCGCAGUGAUGGAGAAGAGGAGGAGGAGGCGGCCAGCUUUGGUGGCCAGAUGCUUGCUGGGGAGCUCAGCAACUCAGUGAGCAGCGUUCCAGACUUCCCCAUGCACUUGGCCUGCCCUGAGGAGGAAGACAAGGUCAUGGAGAUGGCAGGGCCAGUGGCUGGUGAUGAGAGCAUCUCCUCCCUGAGUGAGUUGGUGCGUGCCAUGCACCCCUACUGCCUGCCCAACCUCACCCACUUGGCGUCACUGGAAGAUGAGCUUCAGGAGCAGCCAGGCGAUUUGACGCUGCCUGAGGGUUGUGUGGUGCUGGAGAUUGUGGGCCAGGCAGCCACAGCUGGUGAUGACUUGGAGAUUCCGGUUGUGGUGCGGCAGAUACCUCCUGGACCUCAGCCUGUGCUAUUGGAUGACUCGCUAGAGGCAAGUCCUGCCUUGCAGCUGCUCAUGCCCACAUUGGAGUCGGAGGCAGAGGCUGCUGUGCCUAAGGCAGCCCUCUGUCCUGAGAAAGAUGGCUUGUCACUGGAUUCAGAGAAGAUGGGCUCGGCCUGCUUGUUGGAGCCCAGCAAGGCCAUGGAACCCAAGGGGCUGCAGAACCCACCUGCCAAUACAGUGCUGGGUUCCCAGAGAGCCCGAAAGGUCAGGAGGAAGAAGAGUAAGGAGCAGCCAGCAGCCUGUGCAGAAAGCUAUGCUAGGAGGCUGAGGUCAUCCUGUCGUGGCCAGUCUACCACGGCUACAGAAAGGACCUCUCAGGCAGGCAACUUGCAGAAACAGCCUCAGGAGGAACUUCAAAGAGAGGGUGGGCCACCCCAGGGUAGGGGGAAGCCUCGGGCUUGGGCUAGGGCCUGGGCAGCUGCCUUGGAAAAGCCUAGCCCUGGAAACUCAGAGAGAAGUGCAGGACAAGGUAGUCCUGCUAAAGAAGGUCCUCUAGAUCUUUACCCGAAGCUGGUUGACACUGUCCAAGGCAGCCCUGUCCCAGCCCAUCUCUCGCUGCCUGACUCUGCUGAAGCUGGUCCCCCUGAAGGCGACCCUGUGUUCGUUGACUCUCACCCACCUGACCCAGUGCUAAUUGGCCCUGUUGUGUCUGACUCAGCAGCAGUUGACCCUGCAAGGGUUGUUCCCACCUCAGAUGAUAUACCAUUGGUCGAUGUUGUUGCAGCUGAUCCAGUGCCAGUUGUCAGCCCAACACCAGUUGACUCUGUUCCCAGUGACCUGGCUCCAGUUGACCCUGUGCUAGUUAAGUCCAGACCAACUGAUCCCAGACGUGCAGCAGCGGCGGCAGCAGCAGCAGCCGCCGCCGCAGCCCAGGGGAGUCUAGUUCCUCAUCUCCUGGAGUCAGAGUCCUCAGACUGCACAAAGGCCAUCAUCCCUGAAGCCAGGGAGGUUGUGGGUGCUCUCAAGGUGGAAAGUGGUACCAGUACCACAACCCAGGAAGCCAGACCUCGGCCUCUCAGCCUUUCUGAGUACCGGCGGCGACGGCAGCAGCGUCAAGCAGAGACAGAAGAGAGGAGUCCCCAGCCUCCAGCUGGGAAGUGGCCCAGCCUCCCAGAGACUCCUACGGGGCUGGCAGACAUCCCUUGUCUUAUUGUGCCACCAGCUCCAGCCAAGAAGACAACUCUGCAGAGAAGCUCUGAAGCUCCCCCUGAGGCUUGCUUUGUGCCUGUGGGCCCUAGUCCUGCUUCUGUUAGUCCUGAGCCACCUGUAAGCAAACCUGUGGCCUCAACUCCUACUGAGCAGGUGCUAUCCCGGGAGAUGUCAUUGCCGGCAAGACCUCCCCCUUCUGUGCAGUCUGUGUCCCCUGUUGGGCCCAUGGCUCCCCCCAUGCCAACUGGUCUGCCUUUUCCCCCAGGUGGGCUGGGGAUGCCCCCUAUGCUGCCCCCACCUGCAAGUGGGCAUGGGGUUCCCAGUUUGCCCCCUCCUCCAUUGCAGCCUCCUAGUCUUCCAGUAUCUGUAGGGCCAGUGCCACCUGAUCCCUAUCCUCACUAUGCUCCUGUGCCACCCUGGCCUUGUUAUCCCCCUGUGUCCCCUUCUGGCUAUCCUUGCCUGCCUCCCCCACCAGCUGUGCCCCUGGUGUCUGGUACUCCUGGCACCUACGCUGUGCCCCCCACUUGUAAUGUGCCUUGGGUACCCCCUCCUGCCCCAGUGUCACCUUACAGUUCCACCUGUACCUAUGGGCCCAUGGGAUGGGGCCCAGGGCCACAACACCCUCCAUUCUGGUCUACUGUUCCCCCACCUCCUUUACCUCCAGCCUCUGUUGGGAGAGCUGUGCCCCCAUCCAAGAUAGAGCCCAGUGGCAUUCCAGCUGGCCCUCCUGAUAAUGUACUUUCCACGCCCAUGGCUCCUGCCCUCACUGUUGAGCCAGCUGGCCAUGGAGCUCCACAGAUAGAGCACACCAAGGUAGAGGUCAAGCCUGUGCCUGCAUCUCCUCAUUCGAAACCUAAGGGGUCCUCCUCGGUGCAAAGUCCCCGUGGCAAGGCUCCACCAUGUCCAUCUGCCGAGGGUGUGGCUGUUGCACCUGGGUCAGAGAAGUCUGAGACUCAGGAGAGCAAGCCCAAGGAGAAGUCCCCUUCUCCUGCUACCAGGGCUCUUCCCACACCACGGCAGAGCACUGUGCCCAAGCUGCCUGCUGUCCACCCAGCCCGUCUAAGGAAGCUGUCCUUCCUGCCUGCCCCGCGGACCCAGGGUCCUGAAGAUGUGGUGCAGGCUUUCAUCAGUGAGAUUGGAAUUGAGGCGUCGGAUCUGUCCAGUCUGCUGGAGCAGUUUGAGAAAUCGGAAGCCAAAAAGGAGUGUCCUCCCCCGGCUCCUGCUGACACCUUGGCUGUAGGAAACUCAGGCAGCGUUGACACUCCCCAGGAGAAGAGGCCCCUAGACCGGUUACAAGCCCCAGAACUGGCCAACGUGGCAGGGCUCACCCCUCCAGCUACCCCUCCCCACCAGUUAUGGAAGCCCCUGGCUGCUGUCUCACUGCUGGCCAAAGCCAGAUCUCCUAAGUCCACCGCCCAGGAGGGAACCCUGAAGCCUGAAGGAGUUACAGAGGCCAAACAUCCAGCUGCAGCCUGCCUGCAAGAAGGGGUCCAUGGCCCUAAUCCAGUCCAUGUGGGCUCUGGGGACCAUGACUAUUGUGUCCGGAGCAGGACCCCCCCAAAAAAGAUGCCUGCCUUAGUCAUUCCAGAGGUGGGCUCUCGGUGGAAUGUCAAACGCCAUCAGGAUAUCACCAUCAAACCUGUCUUGUCCCUGGUUCCAGCUGCUCCUAUGCCCCCACGCACAGCUGCCUCCCAGGAGCCACUUGAUCACAGGACUAGCAAUGAGCAGGCAGAUCCCUCAGCACCUUGCCUUGCCCCAUCUGCCUUGCUGUCCCCUGAGGCCUCACCCUGCCGAAAUGACGCGAACACUAGGACUCCCCCAGAGCCUUCAACCAAGCAGCGGUCAGUGCGCUGUUACCGAAAAGCCUGCAGGUCAGCCAGUCCCCCAAGCCGGGGCUGGCAGGGCCGCCGCGGCCGCAGCAGCCGUUCUGUCAGCUCUGGGUCCAACCGGACCAGCGAAGCAUCUUCCUCUUCAUCCUCAUCGUCGUCUUCCUCAUCCCGGUCCCGGUCCCGGUCCCUCUCCCCCCCACACAAGAGGUGGCGAAGGUCUAGCUGCAGUUCCUCUGGACGAUCCCGAAGAUGCUCUUCCUCUUCCUCCUCAUCAUCUUCCUCCUCCUCCUCCUCUUCCUCAUCAUCCAGUUCCCGAAGCCGUUCCCGCUCCCCAUCCCCACGCCGGAGAAGUGACCGGAGGCGGCGGUACGGCUCUUACCGUUCACAUGACCAUUACCAAAGGCAGAGAGUGUUGCAGAAGGAGCGUGCAAUAGAAGAGAGAAGGGUGGUCUUCAUUGGGAAGAUACCUGGCCGCAUGACUCGGUCAGAACUGAAACAGAGGUUCUCUGUCUUUGGAGAGAUUGAGGAGUGCACCAUCCACUUCCGUGUUCAAGGUGACAACUAUGGCUUCGUCACUUACCGCUAUGCUGAGGAGGCAUUUGCAGCCAUUGAGAGUGGCCACAAGCUGCGCCAGGCAGAUGAGCAGCCCUUUGACCUAUGCUUUGGGGGCCGCAGGCAGUUCUGCAAGAGGAGCUAUUCUGAUCUUGACUCCAACCGGGAAGACUUUGAUCCUGCUCCUGUAAAGAGCAAAUUUGAUUCUCUUGAUUUUGACACAUUGUUGAAACAGGCCCAGAAGAACCUCAGGAGGUAACCCUGGGCCCUACCCCCCUCUCCCUUUUUCUUUGGAGGUGCCCAACCUCCUCCAUCCCCCUCCCCCACUCUAGGGGAGAGAGCUGCUAGUGAGGAGAUGACUGUUUUAUAAAGAAAUGGAAAAAAAAGUGAAAUAAAAAUGUGUUAAAUCAGA
Oryctolagus cuniculus (rabbit) is the source of this 5422-nucleotide messenger RNA. RefSeq names its product PPARG related coactivator 1 (gene PPRC1). NCBI's taxonomy places the organism in Eukaryota, Metazoa, Chordata, Mammalia, Lagomorpha, Leporidae. Gene Ontology annotation, molecular function: RNA binding; transcription factor binding. The record is from RefSeq and is a predicted model, not a curated record. Gene Ontology annotation, cellular component: nucleus. Gene Ontology annotation, biological process: positive regulation of transcription by RNA polymerase II.